UCGCUACGAGAGAUCGUCCAACGAACGAAGGCACUUCGAGUGGAUCUAAUCGAAAUUUCUCUACUUGAAACGAUGAUACUUUGCCGAAAAGAAUUCGCCCUGAGUGCAAAGGAAACUCAACAACUGGAAAACACAUCCGAAACGGCUCUGAUCGCCCUCGGCCAUUACAGCAUGCAACAGAUAAACGCUGUUGCUUCUCCCCCACCUGCGCCCGCAAUGCUAUUCGGUUUCCAAAGUCUCAGACGAACCACCACCCCGAGGGAAUCACCCACACCGGAACCUUCACCACCCAACAGCAGUAGCAGCACGAGCCGGUCCGGCGGUUCUCUGGUGUCAACGUUUUUGCCCUUCUCCUGCUACCGCUUCGGAAAGCUUCUACUAGGAUUGAGAGGUUUAUCGAUGCACUGCUACGAGGCCUCGGUACGUGCAAUGUUCCGAGAGGUCGCCGGCGAUGGUUUAAUGGAGCACUUUGUAACCAAAUUAUAGAGGGCGAAAGGUUAAUGUUUAUGAGUG
Molecule: messenger RNA, 513 nt
Organism: Topomyia yanbarensis
Lineage: Eukaryota; Metazoa; Arthropoda; Insecta; Diptera; Culicidae
Exons: 2
Coding region: 73-486 (137 amino acids)
Source: RefSeq, a predicted model, not a curated record